AAAAAUAACUGACAUAAAAAAUCCAUAAUAACAAUAAAACAAUCGGUUCAUAUUUGUCCUCUUCCUCCUCCGGCACCGUCAUCUAAACGCAUCAGAAGAAGAACGGAGAUCAAAACAAACCAUUUGGCGGUGGUUGGUUUCUGACACACACAGUAAUCAAAUCAUGAAAGAAGAUCAAGAGCUAGAAAUGAAAAAGGAAGCUGCUGCUGACACGUUGUACAAUUAUUCAAAAUUUGUGAUGUUACGGGUUGGAAAUAGGACUCGACCAUGUGAUUUGAGGUUACAUUUGAUGAAGGAGAUUUCGGGUAUGCAAACUUCUCUACUUAAUAGAGAAGCACAACACACUGCAGCAUCUCCUGAGGCAAUGGGUGAGUCAUCAAGCUCAGGAACAGCAAGACUAGAUAAAGCGGACAGUUUUCGAGCACUAUAGUUGAUACCUGAUAGUGGAUGGGGACCUUGUUUUUUGUUUAGGGUUGUGGCAUAGUAUGCCGUCGCUGCUUGAUUGAAACAUGUAUGCAAUAUCUCACAGAUUGGUAUAAAGUAUAAUACUGCUGUUAUAUUCAUAUCAAGUUUGAUGUAGGAUGGCGUUGUUUGAUCCAAGUAGUCUACUUCACUUAAUAGGAUAAGGCUUGUAUUUAUUGAUGUUUGAUGUAGGAAUAUUGUUGUUCGCCUUUGGUUCAUAUCAGAUAGCAAUGCUUGAUUAAAUUCAGGUUGAAUUUGUUGAACUUUCAGUUUUUUGUCAAUUUUAUGAGAUUUUGCAUGAUCCAA
Trifolium pratense (red clover) is the source of this 768-nucleotide messenger RNA. RefSeq lists its product as uncharacterized. The record is from RefSeq and is a predicted model, not a curated record. The transcript has 3 exons. The coding region runs from base 164 to 430 and encodes 88 amino acids. Lineage: Eukaryota; Viridiplantae; Streptophyta; Magnoliopsida; Fabales; Fabaceae.